Messenger RNA from Ornithodoros turicata, 2406 nucleotides. RefSeq lists its product as uncharacterized. The record is from RefSeq and is a predicted model, not a curated record. Bases 146 to 2260 code for a protein of 704 amino acids. Gene Ontology annotation, molecular function: serine-type endopeptidase inhibitor activity. NCBI's taxonomy places the organism in Eukaryota, Metazoa, Arthropoda, Arachnida, Ixodida, Argasidae. The transcript is spliced from 3 exons.
AGAUCACCAUAGCCAUGAGCACGCGCUGCUUUCUCGCGCGACACAAAAUUCGGUCUAAAUUUAUUGAGCUUAGCCUGAGGUGAAUCGCUCUAUUGUCUCUCUGUAAUAUAUCAAUCGCAUUACUCUUAAUAUUUUCGGUCCAACAAUGACCAAACGGACUACCAAGAAGGCCAAGAAGCAGGACCGCAAGUCACCACGUGAAACAGACAGUCAAUUUGUAUUCCGGGUUCGUGCAACGGAAACUUACAGUGUCAGCGACAACAUUUCGCAGACUCCCUUAAGGCCGCAACGAGAUGGCACCAGAUGUGAUGCGGACCACAGUGAGAUUAACGAGGGACGCGAAAGCGAUAGUCGUAGAACCGCAUUCGCUUGCUUGCCAGAUGUCACGGUGGAAGCCCCGAAACGUUCCGUGUCGGUUAGUGUCUUGCCAGCGCAAGUCGAAGUACUGGUCAACAGGCCCUUGCAGCAUGUGGCAAAGAGCAAAGGUCUCGUUCCGGAUGAACCCCACCGAAAGAGACGGAGAAUUGACACCGCAUGUAGGGCGAAAACGACCCAGACGUCACAAGAUGAAAACAGUGUAGAAGACGACGAAACACUUAACGAUGACAGCGAGGCAUUUGAGACGUUUGAGGAAUCGAACGCGCGGGACGAAGUGGAUGAAAAGGAGAAAAGAUGUGUGAAGUCUGCUGCAACAUCCAAAUGGGGAUCGGCUGUCAAGAAACAGUACGAACAGGUUGUGGCCGAACUAGAGGGAAGAAAUGGUGGAGUCAAAAUGAAUUCGGUAUCCGAUCGGAAGAAAGCUGACCGUGAAGCGGAGGAAGAUGACGAGGGAAGGGAGGAUUUUGAAACGGGCGAGCCGCCCGUCAGAAAGGGCGCUGCUGUUGAAGCGAGCAACGCAACCGGAGUCAUUGAAACGGGGAGACGAUGUGCAUGCGGUGCGGAAACGCUCACACGAAGUUCAAGACAGAAACAAGCGACUGCCGGCGAGUUGGAGCGUGAUAAUAUCGACGAAGACAACACGUGGAACGUAGAGUCGGAAUUAAAGUCGAAAGGACGUUACGAACGUCAAUUCAACGAGGAUACAAGAGAACAAGACAGGAAGACAGCAACGGCAACCUCCAUCUUUAGAAGAUCUCAAUACCUUCGUCGUCUCGACCCCGAUGGUCUCCCGGGCGAGGACCCAGGUACGACACUUCAGCAACCAGGCAGUAUAAUACGGAUUGCUCUUGAGGCUAAUUCAAUGGUGCACGAACCAGCGCAGAGCAAGGCUCCCGAUCGCCUUACAGAACUAACCAAUGCUAUAGCCGUCGAGGUCUUCAACAACCUUAAAAAGGACACGUUCUGCAUUUCUUCUUACGGCAUUUCUUUCGUCAUUGGAAUAUUGGAAGUGAAUGGCAGCAAAGCGAGUCUUAAGGAGGUACUCAAAUACGGUGGCUUCGGUAAAGACGGUGUUCCGGACUGCUGCACCGAAGUGGUGUCCACAUUGAGACGCAGAGGAUCCCGGCCACAAGAGGUCGCUGUGAAGUCCGGACUUUACGUUCGAGAUGCAGUGAGGUACGCAGGACUUCGAUCUCCUACGCGACCAUCAUUACAGCAUGUACUUACGGCAGAGUUCAAGACGGCUGACAGCAGCACGGCAUCGUGGAACGGUGUAUUGUUCAAUACGGCAACUUUUUUCACCAGCUGGAAGUUUCCAUUCAGCAAGCAGGCCACAUACAAGGGCAUUUUUCACGACCAAAGUGGACAAAAGGUUUCUGCAACAUUCAUGCGAAGGACAACAGUCCUUCCUUACGCAUUAGCUUCAGACUUGAACGCUGACGUCGUGGCUCUUCCGUACCAAGACACAGACGUGGCCAUGGUCCUCCUUAUAUGGAGAUCGACUCCAGCCCCCAUAACUACUGGGAUCCUGUACGACACCCUAAAGUCGCUGCACCCCGCGCUAGUGACACUUCAUCUGCCCAAGUUUAAGAUGAUCAGUUUGACAGAGCUCGACGGCCAUAUCCAGAGUUGCUGGAACGACCUCCUCAACUGCGGCCUGAGUAAUGUUCCGGCGCUCUUUCGAUCGGUGCAUCAACGCACGUUGGUAUCUGUGUCGGAGGGCCAAGAACCUUCUGUGCUCGUGGAGAGCACAAAGGGCUCAUACAAGAACGUUACGCUUCACGUUAACCGUCCUUUCGCUUUCAUUGUCUAUCAGCGUGCCCCUACCUCAUUCCUCUACAUGGGAAAGGUGUCCGACGGUAGUGUACUAACGGCUGCAUGAAAUAGGCAUUCAGUGGCGAUACUGCGCGAGAGGAACGAUUUUGCGAUUUGAUGCGCUUCGCCUGCAUCGAUUAAUACGACUUAUUAUAGUGACGUUUUUUAAUUCUUUGCGAUGCGGAAAUAUAUUUUCGAUUCAACUACGUGCUA